UAUAAAAUGUAAUUUGCUUACAUUAUGUGCACAUAUGCAAGAUAUGCUACUUGCCAAAACAUAGCACUUGACAGAUUGCAACAGUGAUGCCGAUGUCUCGCUUAGUGAAUAUAGGCCAGCAUACAUUUUUUGCCACACUUUCGAGCCAACGAAAACGCCUAUUGUAAACAACACUACAGAAGACAUAAUUCAAAAAUAAGCAUUUAACUUAAGGCUGUUUACACAGAAGACAUAGGUCAAAAAUAAGCAUUUAAUUUAAGGCUGUUUAUUUACAAUUCUGAAGAAAAAAAUUACGGCUACUAAUGGUGUGCUUUUUUUAUACAUGAAUUCACUUUAUGUAUAAUAAACGACACACGGUAUAAACGAUUUCUAAUCCCGUUUUAAAGAUUAAAAAGAUAGAUUUUGUGGAUCACAAAAGUUUUUAUUGUUUCAGGUUGAGCCCGCAAAUAUAAAAGAGUAACUAGCAUCAAUAUUAAUCAUUUAAGUGAUUAAAAGCAAAUAUUUUUUAAAAAGAUAAAGGAAAUAUCGAAGCCUAACAUGGCCUUAAGCAAUCAAAAACUUUUUUCGCAAAUUUUCAAUAAUGCAACUAUUUUCGGACAACUUGCACGUGUAGCCGAUGGAAUGAAUUAUUUCAUCUUUAAAUGUUUGACGAAAUGUUUGAAGGUGUAUUGAAACAUGUUUGCAAUUGUAAGCAGUCAAAUUGUAGCGAUUUGUUGUUUCGGGAAACAGUGCACCUACUUCCAAUUAUGAUGAUUUUGAUAUAAAUCUAAUUUUGUUUGUACAAUUAUUGAUUUCGAGUUUUUUAAGUUUAAAAUAGAUUCAUUUAAUAUGGCUGCAGAUGAUACAGAGCCUGUAUCUGCAAAAAAACCUGAUCAAGAUGUAGCUUUCCUUAAAUAUAUUGAAAUGAAUAAUUUUAAAUCGUAUCGUGGACUUGUUGUGGUGGGACCAUUAAAGCAGUUUACUGCUGUAAUAGGACCAAACGGAUCAGGAAAGUCUAAUUUUAUGGAUGCUAUUAGUUUUGUUAUGGGAGAAAAAACUUCUAGUCUGCGUGUCAAACGUCUCACUGAUCUUAUACAUGGUUCAUCAAUAUUAAAACCAGUGUCAAGAACCUGUUCAGUAACUGCGAAAUUUGUUAUUAAUGAUGAAAACUAUUUAAAUUUCCAGCGUGCUGUUGUAAAUGGUUCCUCCGAGUACAGAAUAAAUGGAGAAAAUGUCAUCGCAAGUGUAUAUUUAGAAAAAUUAGAAAAAAUGGGAAUAAAUGUUAAAGCAAAAAAUUUUUUAGUUUUUCAAGGUGCAGUAGAAAAUAUUGCAAUGAAAACUCCUAAAGAACGUACUGCUUUAUUCGAAGAAAUUAGUGGAUCUGGUCUGCUAAAAGAUGAUUAUAACCGAUUAAAACAAGAAAUGUGCAGUGCAGAAGAGGAAACACAAUUUACUUAUCAAAAAAAAAAGGGAAUUGCUGCAGAAAGAAAGGAAGCUAAACAUGAAAAAAUGGAAGCAGAGAGAUAUACACGUCUUAAAAAUGAAUAUAAUGAAAAACAAGUUGAAUAUCAACUUUUUAAAUUAUUUUAUGUGGAAAAAGAAAUACAAAAACUUAGAGAUGAAUUAGUAGAAAAACAACAGGAAAUUAAGAUAGUUGAAUCACGAAAAGAACAUGCUGAUGAAAUACUUCGUGAUAAAAAAAAGGAAGCUGGCAAAAUAAGUCGCGAAUUAGCAAAAAUAGACCAGGAAAUUCGUGAAUUUGAAACACAAACGAAUAAAAAGCGGCCUUUAUUUAUCAAAGCCAAAGAAAAAGUAGCUCAUUGUCAAAAGAAACUAAAUUCUUUGCACAAAACAUUGGAAACUUCACGCGAAGCAGAUCAUUCUCAUCAACAAGAUAUAGUGAAAUUGGAAAAACAGCUUGCGGAUGCAGAGUUAAUGAAAAAGCGGUAUGAAGAUGAAAUUGGAAAUGACUCACAGAGACGUGGUAAAAGCGUACAUAUGGAAGAAGGAUUAGUUCAAGAAUAUGAUCGGCUUAAACAGGAGGCAGAAGCAACUGCAACACAAUAUCGAUCCCAAUUAGAUUCUGUCAAUCGAGAACAAAAAUCUGAUCAGGAUAUGCAUGAUGGCGAAGCCAAUCGUAAAGCAUCAGUUGAAGAGAGUCUCAAAAAAAUUACUCUUCAACGAGAAGAAGCGGUUAAACGACGAGAUAAGCUUAUGGAUCACAUUAAAUCUUCUCAAACAGCUUUAGAGGAACAAAAUCGUAUUAAAGAAGAACUGAGACGUGAUGUUGGUAGCUCUAAAGAAAAAAUUGCAGAGAAGCAACGUGAAUUAGAAAAUGUUCGUGAUCAGCUUGGUGAUGCAAAGAGUGAUAAACAUGAAGAUGCUAGAAGAAAGAAAAAGCAAGAAGUAGUAGAGUUAUUCAAAAAGCAAGUUCCUGGUGUUUACGAUCGUAUGAUCAAUAUGUGUCAGCCAACACAUAAGAGGUACAAUGUUGCUGUUACUAAGGUACUUGGAAAAUAUAUGGAAGCGAUAAUAGUAGAUACUGAAAAAACUGCGAGACAUUGCAUUCAAAUAUUAAAGGAACAAAUGCUUGAGGUAGAAACUUUUUUACCAUUGGAUUACUUACAAGUUAAACCACUUAAAGAGCGUCUUAGGACUAUUGCUGAACCGCGUAACGUGAAACUAGUUUUUGAUGUUUUGAAAUUUGAACCAGCAGAGAUAGAACGUGCGGUACUUUUUGCUACAAAUAAUGCCUUAGUAUGUGAAACUCCUGAAGAUGCAAUGAAAGUGGCUUAUGAAAUUGAUAGAUCACGCUUUGAUGCUCUCGCUUUAGAUGGUACAUUUUAUCAAAAAUCUGGUAUAAUUUCAGGAGGUAGUCAUGAUUUAGCUCGUAAAGCAAAACGAUGGGAUGAAAAGCAUAUGGCACAAUUAAAAAUGCUUAAAGAAAAGAUAAAUGAGGAAUUGAAAGAACUUGUUAAAAAGUCACGUAAACAAAGUGAAUUAGCUACUGUUGAAUCACAAAUAAAGGGUUUAGAAAAUCGUCUAAAAUACAGUCUAGUCGAUUUGGAAUCAUCGAAAAAAUCAAUACAUCAAUUUGAUGCUCAAUUACAACAAGUUCAAUACCAGUUAAAUGAGUUUGAUCCAAAAAUAACUGAAAUUGAAAGGCGUAUGUUGAAACGUGAUCUUCAAAUACAAGAAAUCACAGAAAACAUGAACAACGUCGAGGAUAAGGUUUUUUCAUCAUUUUGCAACCGAUUAGGAGUAAAAAAUAUUCGACAGUAUGAGGAACGAGAAUUAAUAAUGCAACAAGAGCGGGCGCGAAAACGUGCAGAAUUUGAACAGCAAAUUGAUGCCAUUAACACACAACUGGAUUUUGAGAAACAAAAAGAUACAAAAAAAAACGUAGAGAGAUGGGAACGAGCUGUGAAAGAUGAGGAAAUUGCUUUGGAGAGUGUUAAAGCUGCUGAAAAACGCUAUAUAAACGAAAUUGAGGAGGAUAAAGAAAAAAUGGAAAAAAUGAAACAACAAAAACAAUCCAAAAAGUUAAUGGGUGAUGAUAUGGAGGAAGAGAUAUCAAAAGCACGUCGUGAUGUUGCAAAUUUGGCGAAAGAAAUACAUAAUUUAUGUAGCCAAGUUUCAACAAUGGAAACUAAAAUUGAAACUAAAAAGAAUGAACGUCAUAAUAUACUAUUGCAAUCAAAGAUGGACUGUAUAAUGAUACCAUUGUUAAAUGGGUCUUUGGAUGACGCUGUAAGAAAUAAUGAUACGGACGCAACGAAUGUGACUUCCUCUUCACUUAUUUUAGAACGGGAAAAUCAAAUUGAGAUCAAUUACCAAAGUUUGUCGCGUGAAAUUCUUAACAUAAAAGAUGAUAGUUCAUUCAAGAAAAUGAAUGACAGUCUACAAAAAGAAAUACAGAAUAAACUAGAUACUCUUAAUCGUAUUCAGACACCAAAUAUGAAAGCAAUGCAAAAACUCGAUCGUGUAACAGAGAAAGUUCAGUCGACAAAUGAAGAGUUUGAAAAUGCCCGCCGAAAAGCAAAGAAAGCAAAAGCAGUAUUUGAAAAAGUUAAAAACGAACGUGCAUCAAAAUUUAUUCAAUGCAGCACACAUAUAUCUGAGGCAAUAGACGGAAUUUACAAAAAACUUGCUCGCAACGAAGCAGCACAAGCCUACUUAGGUCCAGAUAAUCCUGAAGAGCCUUAUUUGGAUGGUAUAAACUAUAACUGCGUAGCACCUGGCAAACGUUUUCAACCCAUGAGUAACUUAAGUGGUGGGGAAAAAACAAUUGCUGCUUUGGCGUUACUAUUUUCUAUUCAUAAUUAUCAACCAGCACCUUUUUUUGUGCUAGAUGAAAUUGAUGCCGCUCUUGACAAUACAAAUAUUGGAAAAGUUGCUUCAUAUAUCCGCGACCACACAACAAAUUUGCAGACGAUUGUAAUAUCUCUAAAAGAGGAGUUUUAUGGUCACGCCGAUUGUUUAGUAGGGAUAACACCGGCUGAAGGUGACUGUUUAAUAUCAAAUGUUUACAUUUUCGAUUUAACAAAAUUUGAUGACAAAUAGGUUAUUCAUAAAUGAUAUAUAAAAGCUUUAGUUUUAUAGUAAUUGUCCAAAGUAAAAUUAAAUAUUAAUAUAUAGUACAUUAUUGUGUUAAUUAUACACAAUUAUACAAUAAUACACAAAUACUAAGUGUUCACUUUCAAAAUAUCAUAAAUUCAAAAAUAGUCUAAGAAAUGGAGAAAAAUGUUAUGGAAGAGCUAAUUUUCAAUAUUAAUCAAGAUAUGCUAAGUAAAAUAUCGUAUUAUUCAGUCAAGUUUCAAUAUUAUAAAAAAGUUAAUUUGUUAAUAAACAUAU
Molecule: messenger RNA, 4833 nt
Organism: Teleopsis dalmanni
Lineage: Eukaryota; Metazoa; Arthropoda; Insecta; Diptera; Diopsidae
Gene: SMC1
Product: structural maintenance of chromosomes protein 1A
Exons: 15
Coding region: 829-4542 (1237 amino acids)
Biological process (GO): sister chromatid cohesion
Cellular component (GO): nucleus; chromosome; cohesin complex
Molecular function (GO): DNA binding; protein binding; ATP binding
Source: RefSeq, a predicted model, not a curated record